GCGGGGUUCAGAGCUCAGAGCGCACGCUAGUGGUGGGUGCCGGGCACGCGCCUGACCGCCCCCUCCCUUAGGGAGGGGGGCUCUCAGGGGCGCGUGCGCGGUUCCGCUGCGGCGGAGGCAGCCGCGAUGGAGGACGCUCUGACUGAACGCCAGGAAACAAAUGAAGGGGAUUCAAGCCUUGCCACCGAGUUACAGGAGGAGACAGAGGAGAAUCCUAGUCCAGCUGUGGAUGAGAGUAAUAUAGUGUCAACUAAAAAACAGGGACCAAAUUUACAUAACUGGAGUGGUGACUGGAGCUUUUGGAUUUCAAGUUCAACAUACAAAGAUAAGAAUGAGGAAUACAAAAGACAGUUCACACAUCUACCUGAUACAGAGAAGCUGAUAGCAGAUUAUGCUUGUGCUCUUCAAAGGGACAUUUUGCUUCAGGGACGACUAUACCUUUCAGAAAACUGGCUCUGUUUCUAUAGCAACAUCUUCAGAUGGGAAACUACAAUUUCUAUUGCUUUGAAGAAUAUAACCUUUAUGACCAAGGAGAAAACUGCUCGACUGAUCCCAAAUGCUAUCCAGAUCAUUACAGAUGGUGAAAAGUUUUUCUUUACAUCUUUUGGUGCCAGGGACAGAAGUUACCUCAGUAUAUUUAGGUUGUGGCAGAACGUUUUAUUAGAUAAGAGUCUGACCAGACAAGAAUUCUGGCAACUUCUCCAGCAGAACUAUGGCACUGAGCUAGGUUUAAAUGCUGAAGAGAUGGAAAACUUGUCACUAUCGAUUGAAGAUAAUGAGCAGCCAAGCAGUCCCAGAAGAAGUGGUGUGGAUGAUUCUGGGGAAAGAGAUGAAAAAUUAUCCAAGUCUAUCAGUUUUACCCGUGAAUCAAUUCAUCAAGUUUCAGAAACAGAGUCAUUGGAUGGAAAUUCAUCAAAAGGAGCAUUAGGGAAAGAGGAGCCUGAAAGUGAGAAACAGAUCCCAAAGAGUCCUUUACUAACUUCAGAAAAGAGGUUAAGUAGAAUGUCAUCAAAAUCGCUGGAUUUGAAUAAAAAUGAAUAUCUUUCUCUGGAAAAAAGCAGCACUUCAGAUUCUGUUGAUGAAGAAGAUUUUCCUGAGAAAGAUCUUCGAGGAAGACUUUAUAUCAAUCGAGUUUUUCAUAUCAGUGCUGAGAGGAUGUUUGAAUUGCUCUUCACUAGUUCACGCUUUAUGCAGAGAUUUUCCAGUUCUAGAAAUAUAAUAGAUGUAGUGUCUACUCCUUGGACUGUAGAAUCUGGAGGUGAUCAACUGAGAAACAUGACCUACACUAUAGUCCUUAAUAAUCCACUUACUAGAAAGUGCACUGCUGCCACUGAAAAGCAGACACUGUAUAAAGAAAGUCGAGAAGCACAAUUUUAUUUAAUAGAUUCAGAAGUACUGACACAUGAUGUCCCCUACCAUGAUUACUUCUAUACACUGAACAGAUACUGUAUCAUCCCAUCUUCAAAACAGAAAUGCAGGCUAAGAGUUUCCACAGAUUUGAAAUACAGAAAACAACCAUGGGGACUUGUCAAAUCUUUAAUUGAAAAGAAUUCCUGGAGUUCAUUGGAGCAGUAUUUUAAACAGCUUGAAUCAGAUUUGUUAAUGGAAGAAUCUUCGUUAAAUCAAUCUAUUGAAGACCCUGGAAAACUUAGCUGCCUGCGGAGGAGAAGGCGAACUUUCAACCGAACAGCAGAAACAGUUCCUAAGCUUUCUUCUCAGCAUUCUUCUGGAGAUAUGGGCUUAGAGACCAAAGGGGAUGUUACAGGAAAGAAAAUGAACACCUGUAACACUGCUCUUAUUGUGGUGAUGAGUAUUUUUUUGCUGUUGCUAGUUUUGUUGAAUGUGACACUGUUUCUGAAGCUGUCAAAGGUAGAAUAUGCUGCUCAGUCCUUUUACCGUCUCCACCUCCGAGAAGAGAAAUCUUUAAAUCUAGCCUCUGAUAUUGUCUCAAGAACUGAAAACAUUAAAAAGAACAAAGAUCAGGCUCAUCAUUUAAAAGGAGUACUCCGAGAUUCCAUAGUGAUGCUUGAACAGCUGAAGAGCUCACUCAUUAUGCUUCAGAAAACCUUCGAUCUACUAAAUAAGAACAAAACUGGCAUGGCCGUCAAAAGCUAGUGAUCUAUGGAUUGAAACUGUAGAAAUACUUGGAACUAAUAGAAAACCUUGGGAAGAAAGUCAGAGGAUGAAGGAUUUUCAUUGUCAUAUGAACAUUUCCACGUUUUCAUAUUAUUUGGAUUCCUAAUAUGAAAUUCUUUUUAAUAACAUUUAUUUGAUAAUAAUUAUUCUCUGAUGGCCUUAUAAAUUUAUCCUUUCAUUUCCUAAAACAUGUUUUUAAGCUGUGAACUUCUUCAGUGAACCAUGAAAUAUAUUCUGGAAUUGAAAUGCUGUGAUUAAAAAAAAAAAGAAAAGCAGACACUCUGAAUUGAAUGGUACAGCCUCUUUUCUACACUGAGGCUUGGAAGUUUGAUGCUUUAAAUUUAUCUGUUAGCACAGAACCAAUAAGCGUCCAGUAGACUGCUUUCACAGUUGAGAUAAGCUUAAGAGACUAAAGAAGAUAAUAUAAGAAACCUCUAAAUUAUUACUAAUAUUAAAGGAUCAGUUUUCAGGCAUACAGGACAUUUCUGAUUUUGUGUAAAAUAUUACAAUAUCUCCAUUUAUUUGGCAUGCAAAUUCAGUGGUCAAACCUUUGAAUCUGCAUGUUGAUGGUUAUUAUCAGAAAGCUUCCUUAGCCAUGUUGUAUCUUUAUGAAAGAGUUAUUUUUUAUUAAGGUAGCAGAGGUGAGAUUAUCUUGCCUCUUUAUGCAUCAAAUGGCAUAAGAGGCAAUUUAGGAAAAGGAAAUAUGUAGGACACAAAUGCUCAAAAUGAAGAGCCAUCCCCUGGGUUUAAAAAACCAGAUGAUGUUAAAAUCUGGGCAUUUAAUGACAGAUCAAAUGCAUACUUGAACUAAGCUUGGGUUCAGCUUAGCAGUCUUUCAUGGAGGAAGUGACUUGUCUGGUUGAAAAUAAUCUGUGUAUUACCUACCAUUCAGUAGCCACUUAUGGCUUUUGUGUGUUUGGUAGUGGGAGGGUAAGUUAGUUGGUAAGUUAUAAACCAGACACAAAAUUUAGCUCUUUAAUAAAAUACUUCUGGAGCAUUUAUGUCCCAAUACAACUUAACUGAUUGAAGCUGUUAGACAAUCUUGGGCUCUUCCAUAAAAAGUUUUUAGGCAUUUAUGUCAAUACAAGUAAUUUGUGAAAAUAAGGACUUCUUGAGUUUACUUGAAAUCAGACAUUUUUCCAGGAGGUAGGAAAAGUUUGGGAAGUCAUUUGACAAUAUUUUGAUGAUUGCUUUAAAACAUAUACUUUAAUAACAUACCUCAAAGAAGAUUACCAAAGUUGCUUUAUAAAUUAAGACUAUAAAGUCAAAAUUUAAUUCAUAAAAUUUGAACCUGCUAUGUAAACUGAAAAUAAAUAAAACCUGAAAUGUCUGAGU
Molecule: messenger RNA, 3471 nt
Organism: Ictidomys tridecemlineatus (thirteen-lined ground squirrel)
Lineage: Eukaryota; Metazoa; Chordata; Mammalia; Rodentia; Sciuridae
Gene: Gramd1c
Product: GRAM domain containing 1C
Biological process (GO): intracellular sterol transport
Cellular component (GO): endoplasmic reticulum membrane; plasma membrane; endoplasmic reticulum-plasma membrane contact site
Molecular function (GO): cholesterol transfer activity; cholesterol binding
Source: RefSeq, a predicted model, not a curated record